Messenger RNA from Abrus precatorius (Indian licorice), 2770 nucleotides. Its product is annotated as amino acid permease 6-like. Gene Ontology annotation, cellular component: plasma membrane. NCBI's taxonomy places the organism in Eukaryota, Viridiplantae, Streptophyta, Magnoliopsida, Fabales, Fabaceae. The transcript has 7 exons. The coding region runs from base 114 to 1565 and encodes 483 amino acids. The record is from RefSeq and is a predicted model, not a curated record.
CAAAGAAAUUAAACACAACACACACCUUUCCUUUCUCGAUCUUUUUCCUUUUUCCUUGGUAGGGCGCAUACCACCACACGCCCACUAAAAACACAAACCAAGAGAUAAAAAAAAUGAACCCUGAUCAGUUUCAGAAGAAUAGCAUGUACAUAGAAAACCCUGAAGCAUUUAGCGAAGGUGGCAAAAACUUUGACGAUGAUGGACGAAUCAAAAGAACCGGUACAUGGGUGACUGCGAGUGCUCAUAUCAUAACGGCAGUGAUAGGGUCUGGAGUGUUGUCACUUGCAUGGGCAAUUGCACAAAUGGGUUGGGUGGCUGGUCCUGCGGUUCUUAUUGCCUUCUCUUUUAUUACAUACUUCACUUCCACUCUUCUUGCAGACUGUUAUCGUUCACCUGACCCUGUUCAUGGCAAACGAAACUACACCUAUUCCGAUGUUGUCAGAUCUGUCUUAGGAGGAAGGAAAUUUCAGCUGUGUGGAUUAGCUCAGUAUAUAAAUCUAGUCGGUGUAACUAUCGGUUACACAAUAACAGCUUCAAUUAGUAUGGUGGCGGUGAAGAGGUCGAAUUGUUUUCACAAACAUGGCCAUCAUGUUAAGUGCUAUACGUCAAAUAACCCUUUCAUGAUCCUCUUUGCCUGCAUCCAAAUUGUGCUUAGCCAGAUACCAAACUUUCAUAAGCUCUCGUGGCUCUCCAUUGUUGCAGCCGUUAUGUCUUUUGCUUAUUCUUCCAUUGGUCUCGGCCUCUCCAUAGCUAAAGUAGCAGGUGGGAACGGAGAACAUGUAAGGACAUCCUUAACGGGGGUGCAAGUUGGGGUAGACGUCACAGGAACUGAGAAGGUCUGGAGGAUGUUUCAAGCUAUUGGUGACAUUGCCUUCGCUUACGCUUAUUCUAAUGUGCUCAUCGAGAUACAGGAUACCCUAAAAUCGAGUCCUCCAGAGAACAAGGUCAUGAAAAGAGCAAGUUUGAUUGGCAUCUUGACUACAACCAUGUUUUAUGUGCUAUGUGGCUGCGUAGGUUAUGCAGCAUUUGGAAAUGAUGCACCAGGAAAUUUCCUCACAGGGUUCGGCUUCUAUGAGCCUUUUUGGCUAAUAGACUUUGCCAACGUCUGUAUAGCUGUGCACUUAAUUGGCGCAUACCAGGUCUUCUGCCAACCUAUAUUUGCGUUUGUAGAGAACUGCAGCAAGGAAAGAUGGUCCAACAGCCAAUUUGUAAAUGGAGACCAUGCUGUGAACUUUCCACUAUGUGGAACCUACCAUGUUAACUUCUUCAGGGUAAUCUGGAGAACAACAUAUGUCAUCAUCACAGCUGUGAUAGCUAUGAUGUUUCCAUUCUUCAAUGACUUCUUGGGCCUAAUUGGUUCCCUGUCCUUUUGGCCAUUAACAGUUUACUUCCCCAUUGAAAUGUACAUAAAGCAGUCAAAGAUGCAAAGACUUUCCUUCACGUGGACAUGGCUCAAGAUAUUGAGCUGGGCCUGCUUAAUUGUUUCUAUUAUCUCUGCUGCUGGCUCCAUCCAAGGCCUCGCUCAAGAUCUCAAGAAAUACCAGCCCUUCAAACCCCAGCAAUAAUUGAUUUCUAAGUCACUUUUCUUUGUUUUACUUAGUUUCACCAAAUCCAUGGAUAAUGUCUUGUUAUCAAGUGCUUAUGAAAGAACGAAUAUAGCACACAGCUGCAGUGUACACAUGUCAUGAAUAAUCCCAAGAUGAAUGAAGCUGAGCACUAUCAUUUAAUAUAGCCAUCUAUGGUACAUGUACAAUAUAUACCCACUCGAUUCAGUGAAGCAUGCAUUAAAGCUUCUAUCUGCAUCAAACGCAUUUUAAAUAGCACAGUGAAAAUUCUGGACAGUAACGAGAUUCAAAUUCACUAAAUGAUCAUGAAAUCCUGUUAGGGAACAAGCAUAAUGAAGUUACAAUCAACAACUAUCUCUAACCGUGAUUCAUAAGUCAGUGGAAAACAAUCUAACCUUCGGAUGCCAAGACCAAUCCAUGUAGAACUAUCCAUUUAAAACAGAACACAGAGACUGGCGUCUAACAAACUCCCUUUCUUGACAGUCAUACAUUUAUUCUCUUUCAAUAAAGUCCAAUACAAACGUCCCUUAACUGUUCUGCAUAUUUAUUUCCAACAAGAUUAUAAAUAGAGGAAUUAAAAAAAUCAAUUUUUAACAGGCUGCCUUCAGUUUUACUCAGUAUUUUACGAUCGUGGAAGUAGUUUAAUGUGCUAAGUACAGCAGAGCAAAUGUUCUUUACGUUAUCUUCUUUCUUUCUAGAGUAGAGUAAGUGCUCUUCACAUUAUCUUCUUUCUUUCUUUCGCCAAUGUUUUUUUCUACGAUAGGGCCACAUUGAAAAGCACAAAUGCGUGGAAAAAUUGGAUAAUUAAUAUUCUUACAUGUUCAGGAUAAAGAAGGCGUAAAGCAUGCACCAAAAGUGCUUGAGUUAAAGAUAACAAGAGAUGCUGAAACCCUUGACUGUUUUAUAUUCUACAAGCCUCAAAACACAGCUCAAUCACUUGACCUAGUUUUUAUGUAAGAUUUUAAAAGGGCAUACAUCUAGGACAUAAUGAAAAUCUAUCAAACAUAGGAUGUAACUUCAAGUUUUGAAAAGUCAAAGCAAAUGCACAUAAAAAGCAAAGCUUGGGCAUAGUCAUAUUUCUAUAUAUUUUACUUUACAAUUUAUACCACAUGCCUAUUAAAAAUUGCAACAUAAAUAAGAUUAAGCAGAAAACUGAGCUCAACUACAACUUCUAGACAAAAGAAACAAAUGUAUUAGUGUGUUAC